Molecule: messenger RNA, 2599 nt
Organism: Passer domesticus (house sparrow)
Lineage: Eukaryota; Metazoa; Chordata; Aves; Passeriformes; Passeridae
Gene: SCARA5
Product: scavenger receptor class A member 5
Exons: 8
Coding region: 7-1503 (498 amino acids)
Biological process (GO): iron ion transmembrane transport
Cellular component (GO): terminal bouton; plasma membrane; dendrite
Molecular function (GO): ferritin receptor activity
Source: RefSeq, a predicted model, not a curated record
AGCAGGAUGGAGAGCAAGGCCGUGGACCUCCACACCUUCUCCGAGCGGGAGAACGGAUCCGUGCUGGAGGAGCCCUUGGAGGGACGGAGCCUUUCCAAGCUGAACCUCUGCGAGGAUGAUCCCGGCCCGAGGAGGCGGCCCUGGCCGUGCCGCGGCCGGGUGGGCUCGGUGGCGGCGCUGAAAUAUUCCGUGGUGGGGCUCUACCUCCUGGUGCUCCUCAUCCUGGUGGGAAUCUUCAUCCUGGCAGUGUCCCGGCCCCAGGCGUCCCCCGAGGAGCUGCAGGCGCUGCUGGGCGACGUCCGGCGCCUCAACGAGACCUUGCGCCAGCUGCAGCUGCAGCUGCUGCACCCGCCGCCCAGGGCCGAGCUGCUGGAGCACGUCUGGCGGCUGCAGGACCUGCUGCAGAACCACUCGGACGCGCUGCUGCUGCUGUCGGGCUCGCUGCAGCGGCUGCAGGGGCUCCUGGGGGGCCUGCAGGGCCAGGCCGGCCAGGCCGAGCGCUCGCUGGCGCGGCUGCGGGACGCGCUGGCCCAGCAGGGCGACGCGGCCCAGCUGGAGCUGUCGCGGCUCUGGGUGGACGCCAACGGCAGCCGGCUGCUCCUGGAGCACCACCAGCACCUCCUGGGCCACCUGGGCGGGCGGCUGGACGCCCUGGGCGAGCAGGUGGCCGUGCUGGGCGGGGCCGUGGAUUCCAUGAACCGCAGCUUCUCCUACGACGUCCGCGUGCAGCAUUCCCGGCUCCGGGACCUGCAGGGGCUCCUGGGCAACGCCAGCGCGGACGCGUGGAGGAUGCGGGCGGCGCACGCGGCCAUGGAGCGGCAGCUGAGGCUGGAGCUGGCCCUGCUCAACAACGUCACCGAGGAGCUGCGCAUGAAGGACUGGGAGCAUUCCGUGGCGCUCCGGAACAUCUCCGUGAUCCGGGGACCACCGGGACCCAAAGGAGACCGAGGCACGGAAGGGAUGGAGGGAGAGCCCGGCCUUCCCGGCCUUCCCGGGGUCCGAGGGUUUCCCGGGGAGCGGGGGCUGCCCGGCCCGCAAGGAUUGAAGGGGGACCAGGGAGAGCUCGGCCCUCGCGGCCCCGCGGGAACGCGCGGGUUCAAAGGCGAGCGCGGCCCCAAGGGGGACAAGGGGGACAAGGGGGACAAGGGGGACCGAGGAGCCGCUGACGGCACCGGCCCGGCCGAGGGCGCGGUGCGGCUGGUGAACGGCUCCGGGGGGCACGAGGGGCGCCUGGAGAUCUUCCACGAGCGCCGCUGGGGCUCGGUCUGCGACGACGGCUGGGACCGGCGCGACGGCGACGUGGCGUGCCGCAUGCUCGGCUUCCCCGGCGCCGCCGACGUCUUCCGCAUGGCGCGCUUCGGGCAAGGCUCGGGGCAGAUCUGGAUGGACGACGUGUCGUGCGCGGGCACCGAGGCGGCGCUGGAGCUCUGCCCCUUCUCGGGCUGGGGCCGCAGCAACUGCGGGCACGCCGAGGACGCCGGCCUGCGCUGCCGGACGGACUGACGGACACGCGGGGACACACGGACCGACGGACACGCCGGCACGGACCGACGGACACGCGGGGACUGACUGACACACGGGGGGACGGACUGACGGACACGCGGGCACGGAAUGACAGACACGCAGGGACUGAUGGACACGGGGGCACGGACUGACUGACGGACACCCGGGGACUGAUGGACAUGGGGGGACAGACUGACCCACAGAAGGACGGACACGGGGGGACAGACGGACACGCAGGCAUGGACUGCCAGAUGAACACGGGGGGAUGGACUGACAGACACGCGGGGACAGACUGACCCACAGAGGGAUAGACUGACCCACGGAGGGACUGACGGACACGGGGGGACUGACGGACCCCAAGGGACAGACGGACCCCAAACCCGCCCCACAGAGGGACUGACCCCAAACCUGCCCCGAAGGAGAAAUCCCAAACCCGUUCCGAAGGGAAACCCCAAAUCCGUCCCAAAGGACAAAUCCCAAACCUGCUCCUAGGGACUGACCCCAAAUCCAUCCUGAAGGGGAAAUCCCAAACCUGCCCCGAAGGGAAACCCCAAAGACAACCUGAAGGGGCAGGGAAUGACCCCAAACCCGUCCUGAAGAGACCAGGGCAAGACCCCAAACCCAGCCCAAAGGAAACCCCAAACUCAUCCGAAAGGGGAAACCCCAACUCCAUCUGAAAAGGAAACCCCAAAUCCAUCCUGAACGGGGAAAAUCCCAAAUCCAACCCACAUGGGGAAACCCCAAAUCCAUCCCGAAUGGGGAAAAUCCCAAAUCCAUCCCAAAAGGAAACCCCAAAUGGGGAAACCCCAAAUCCAUCCCAAAAGGAAACCCUAAACCCAUCCCAAAGGGGAAAUCCCAAAUCCAUCUGAAAACAAAACCCCCAAAUCCAUCCCAAAGGGAAAACCCCAAAUCCAUCCCAAAAGGAAAUCCCAAAUCUAUCCCAAAGGGGAAACCCCAAAUCCAUCCAAAGGGGAUGGCCCCAAAUCCAUCCCAAACAGGAAAAACCCCAAAUCCAACCCAAAAGGAAACCCCAAAUCCACCCCAAAGGGGCCGGGAAUGGGAUCAUUCCCAGAGAAAUAAAGGAUUUAUGCUUCUC